CCUUUUCAGAGAAACCCACAUACAUGACUCUUUCCUGUCCCUCAGGAAACACCACCUUCCUCCCUCUGGAGGACAGAUCUUGUGAGCUGUUUUUCACCGCUUGUAGCUCUCAUAUUUUUAUGAAAAGACUACAAACCAAUGCGAGAGGCUGUCUCGGACUGGGAGACAGCUCCACAGAGAGUGCAGACCUUGAAUGGAAAGAUCCUCCAGAGACCAACAGGCUGGAUUCUGAGACAGCAGCAGUUUAAGGCUUUCAGUUUGGAGGAAAGACCUGCCCCCAGUUGCUCUGUAUCCUAAGAGUAGUCCUGCCUGAGAGUCUAUUGGGAGAAGUCCAUUUCUAAUCUGGAUCCUUAAGAUAGGAAGAUUCAGCUUUAACCUGGACCACAUCUCCUGCUGGCAGCCUAGAUAAAGGACAUGGAAGAAGGAAGCUUGCUCUCUUUGCCUCUUUGCGUUCACUCUCACUGGCACGUCCAUUCCUUCACUGGCAUUAGAGCAUAUUUCUUCAGGACUCCAGUGUAUACUAGAGAUCAGCCGAGACAUCCAGACUCGUCCACUGAACAACUACUGGAUUCUUGACAUCCUAUUGGUAGACAGACAUUGUUGGACUGGCUGGACCAGAGACUAAACAAAAAUGGAAAUUCUUCAGGAGGUUGUAAAAGGCGGAAAGAAAGGUGGCUGCACCUCGGGGUCACUGAGGAUCCUCCUGGUGGGCAAAUCUGGCAGCGGGAAAAGUGCCACAGGGAACAGCAUCCUCCGACGACCAGCAUUUGAGUCCAGGCUAAGAAGCCAGUCCGUCACCAGGACCAGCCACGCAGAGAUGGGCUCAUGGGAGGGAAGGACCAUCCUAGUAGUAGACACGCCUCCCAUUUUUGACUCAAAGGCCCAAGACCAAGACAUAGACAGGGACAUUGGAGACUGUUACCUGCUGUGUGCCCCAGGACCCCAUGUGUUGCUGCUGGUGACCCAGCUGGGACGCUUCACAGCUGAAGAUGCCAUGGCUGUCAGGAGGGUGAAGGAGGUCUUUGGGGUGGGGGUCAUGAGGCACAUGAUUGUCCUCUUCACCCGCAAGGAAGACCUGGCAGAUGGGUCCUUGGAAGAGUUUGUGACCCACACUGACAACCGCAGCCUGUGCAACCUUGUCUGGGAGUGUGGAAGGAGGUACUGUGCCUUCAAUAACAGGGCCUCCGGGGAGGAGCAGCAGGGGCAGCUGGCCGAGCUCAUGGCCCUGGUGAGGAGGCUGGAACAGGAGUGUGAGGGUUCCUUCCACAGCAAUGACCUCUUCGUUUAUGCUCAGGUGCUCCUUAGAGGUGGCUACAGUGAGCAGCAGGAUCCACACAGGUUCUACCUGGCCAAGGUGAGGCAGGAGGUGGAGAAGCAGAAGCGGGAGCUGGAGGAGCAGAAGGGCAGAUGGGUUCUCAAGGUGCUCCCCAGAGGCAAAAAGUCGGUGGCUUUGCACUCGGAUUUUUGUGCGUCUUUGGUGUUGUCCAUAUUAAUCUUCUUUGUUAUUUUUCUUCUUAUAUUUUAUAAUGUUUGAUGCUCUGCAGUUUAAAGGCCACUCUCCUGUGUUGGGAUGACACACAAAUACUGUGUUUUCUACUUAUGGGGGGAAAAAAGUGUAUCCUGGUGUUUUCAACUGUUAAUUGAGCCAGCAACAGGCUAGCAGGAUAUGUAAAUGUUCGUCACUUCCUGGCCCCCAAAAGAAAGGCAAGCUGUCCUGGGGAAGGUGGUCUUGCUAGAACUGGUUGAGUAAGGAGUGUGGUGGGAUUGGGUAUUUGUUUGCUUCCUUGUUUGUUUUGUGUAAUAAAGAGCUAGCAGCCUGCACUGGGGCUGGAACAGAAGCAGAGAGUUGCAGACCAAGGCAAAGGAAAGGCAGAAGGGAGACAGAACUAGACAGGGAAGUAAGCAGUGAGUGCUACGCAAAGCUACACAGUCGCGGAGAAGUCGGGUUACAUUAGAGGCUUGCUGAGAGACUGCCUCAGCAAAAAGCCAACAGCUUUACACUAGAUAGAUGUCUCUGGGUCUUUAUUAUUAAACCUCAAGCGGGAUCCCCGAAAGCCCUGCCAUACUGGUCUGCGGACACUGCUGUUGUGGGCCUCUUCUGUUUCCCCUUUAGAGUUCUGGUUUGGUCCAGGCAUCUCUCCUUAGCUCCUAGGAUGUCUGGUCUAAAUACUUUCCUAUUCUCUUUAUGAAUGAUGGAUCCAGAAAAGAGCCUGCGGGCCCAUGCCAACCAAUGAGAAGUCAAUAAGAGUCCCUGGGGGAGGAGCUACAGGUUUCUCCUUACCCAGGGAGACCCACAGAUAGAAACAGCCUCUCAUCUUGCUCUGAAUGUUGUUUGGUGAGACGGAGGGAACUGAGGUCUCCACCACCCCGCUCCAAAGCUCACCCAGUUUCUGUAUUGCCACCUAGGUUGGCCAAUAACUCUCCCCAGUAGGUGAUUUGAAUUUCAAUUCUGAUAGAACUAGGAGGCAGUUCUAACAAAACCACACCCUGCAGCAGGUUUCACUGGUAGGUUUAUUAAGGGAAAGAGGCACAGAGUCUGCGGGGUCGGGGGGUGUAGAACGAGGUGGGGGAAGGGAAAACAUGGCUUUUUAUGGGGGAGGAGGUGCAUGUUAAUGGCGUGUCUUGUUGUGUGUUCCUGGGAGCUGACUGUGAAGAUACCUGAUUGUCCACCACUAUUUCGGAGUCCCUUUUGGCUCUCCUGAGAUGAGCCUGACUGUUAACAAAGUCUCUUUGCACACAUUUGAAAGCAUUUGAAGUAAUAAAGAAAUCUUCAUAUCGCCUUUA
Grammomys surdaster is the source of this 2784-nucleotide messenger RNA. Its product is annotated as GTPase IMAP family member 3-like. Gene Ontology annotation, molecular function: GTP binding. Lineage: Eukaryota; Metazoa; Chordata; Mammalia; Rodentia; Muridae. The transcript is spliced from 5 exons. The coding region runs from base 632 to 1534 and encodes 300 amino acids. The record is from RefSeq and is a predicted model, not a curated record.